This is a messenger RNA of Microplitis mediator, 555 nucleotides long. RefSeq lists its product as uncharacterized. Lineage: Eukaryota; Metazoa; Arthropoda; Insecta; Hymenoptera; Braconidae. Gene Ontology annotation, biological process: ecdysis, chitin-based cuticle; neuropeptide signaling pathway. The transcript has 3 exons. Gene Ontology annotation, molecular function: ecdysis-triggering hormone activity. Bases 70 to 420 code for a protein of 116 amino acids. The record is from RefSeq and is a predicted model, not a curated record.
AAAAAAAAAUUAAAAAAAAAAAUCUAUCCAUAUUAAUUAAACACCAAUACAAUGGUUUGUAAAUGGUAGAUGGUAGAUGGUAAGGUGAACACGGAAGCGAAUGUUGAGAUUCCGGUUAUAAAAGCGUGGGACAAAAAACGUAGUGUUCAUUGCUCGACGACGAGAUCCAUGAAGAUUUCAAGUCACUUUAUUCUAUUGUUCAUUGUUGGAAUUAUUACGAUGGUUAUUGCAAUGCCAGCCGAUGGAAAUCGUAUCGGAACGUGUAUAAGAAAUUGUGCGCAAUGUAAGAAAAUGUUUGGUCCGUACUUUGAGGGUCAGUUGUGUGCAGACACAUGCGUCAAGUUCAAGGGAAAAAUGAUUCCGGAUUGCGAGGACGCCGACUCAAUUGCACCGUUCAUCGUACCACUCGAGAACGAGUAGGCGUUUUAUUUAUUUAUAUAAGUACAUGCAUUUUUUUUUGUUUAAUUAAAACAACGUUUUCUUUUGUCUUUAGUUUAAUUCAUUAUUUAUUUAUUUAUUUUUUUUUUUAAUAUUCUCAAUAGAUUAUCACUUCCU